UUUACUUGACUAGUUGUUUAAUUGUUGUAUAUUACUGAAAUUUAGAUUUUUCUACUUAUUAAAUAACCAUAACAUCGAUUUUAAAACUAAUUAUUAGAUUCACUGUAUUGAAUGUUGAUAAGUUCAUACAAUUUAGGUAAGAAUACAUCAUUAUAUUUGAAGUUUGAUUUGGCACUAUGUGGAAUAAAGGUUAGAACAGUUAGAAGAUGAAGUUAUUCGUCCCUAAGGUGCAGUUGAUGUGAACUACAAUUAACCAUGUAUUCUGAUGACACUGUUUAUGUUGGCUUAUUGGUUGUAUCAUUUUUAUUUAGCUUUUUAUUCAGAAAAGUUAAACACAAAAGUGUUAAACAAUGGAUGGCUACUGUUUAUGGAGCAAUUAUUGUACUGACAGUUUCUGGCUUACAUGUAGUCCAUCCGAUAAUUUGCACACUAGUCAAUUCAAUUUUGAUACAAAUCGAUAAAAGGCGUUGUCAUAUAUUAAGUUUCUUAUUUUCAUUUGGAUAUUUAAUAUUCUUUCGGAUGACAACAUAUUUUGGAAUACCAUACCCACCACCUCAUACUAACUUAAUUCAAAUGAUGCUUACUCUAAAGCUUGUUGGCCUUUCGUUUGAAGUCCAUGACAGUUAUCUAAUUAAAUUGAAACAAAAGGAUGCAAAAUUUGAUGCUGAAAAAAAAUUCAAAAUGAUUUGUCAACCUAGUAUUCUAGAAGUAUUCCAUUAUGCAUUUUGUUAUAUAGGCAUUUUAACAGGACCCUAUUUUAAGUACCGUACUUAUUGGGAUUUAUUUAAUCAUAAUUAUUGGAGAAAAGCUACUUAUAUUAAUUUAUUAAUUAAAAAAAUUCGUAUAAUUCCAACUUUAGUAAUUUGUUAUUUGGCAACUUCGUGGAUAUUUCCAUUAAGUGAAUUCAAAAAUGACUCUUUUUAUUCAUCAACAUCAUUAUCAUACAGAUUGUGGUAUAUGUACUCUUCAUUUUUUAUUUUUCGCACAAGAUUAUAUUUGGGCUUUAUUUUUUCUGAGCUUAUUUGUAUUGCUUCUGGAAUGGGUGCUUAUCCUGAAGUGACAGAUCCACAGUCUGGGAGUGGCCCUACUAAAAAUUUCGAAUCAUUAGAAACAGAAUAUUCUGUGAAAGGAGAAGCUUAUAAUUUUGAUUGUAUUGAAAGUAUUGAUAUUAUGAAAGUAGAAACUAUUUCAACAGUUCGUGGAGCUACUAGAAUUUGGAAUAUGACUAUACAGUAUUGGAUUGCUGAAUAUGUGUAUAGAAGAGUUCCUAUUAAAAAACUUAGAACAUUGGUAGCAUUUGGUAUUUCUGCAUUGUGGCAUGGCAUAUACACUGGGUAUUACGUUAGUUUGUGUUCAGUGCCUUUUUACUUAGCAGUGGAAGAUAUUUAUGAUAGGCAGUACCGUAAUUAUGCUGACUCCGCUGGCAAACGUAUAUUAUGGACAUUCUUCUUAUACACUAUGAAAAUGUAUCAGUUUUCAUUUUGGGGAUGCACAUUUCAACUGCUACAUAUCGACCUCAUAUAUAAAUACUGCCAAUCCAUAUAUUUUCUUCCAUAUAUUGUUUUGAUAACUAUGUAUGCCAUUUCUCGAUUUAACAACAUCCGGACUAGUUGACCAAAUAAAACUAUUUGGCCUAUUGCAGUCAACAUCAGGGAAAUCCUCUAAAGAACUUAGAGUCUGUUGUGUUAUAUUUUGUUUUGUUUUGGUAAAGUAUACCAUAAUUUUAAAAUUAAUGUGUAAGUUGUAUAUUUUUCUUAUAUCUAAUUGGCCCUUUACACCAAUGGGUUUACAUGAAAAGAAAAUACUGCCUUUUCACCUUGAUAUGAAAGACAUUUGUAAUAAUAUUUUAUACAAUCUAUACAAAUAUUUUUAAUUGCUAUUUGUAUUACGUUUAAUUUCAUAGAUAAGUGUAAAUACACUAGAUAAUAUACUCUUGGUUAAAAAAUAUAUUUACUUUUAAUUAUUAAUUAUGUGGCAAUAUAACUGUUAUGUUGAGUAAAAUAACUGAUAAUUUUGGAUAAAUAAUAUUAGAGAAUAUGUUAUGUGUUAUGCACGACCUUAAGUGCUGAUAUUAGAUUACAAUUUAUCUGAUUACACUUCUUAACAAAUUUAUUCCUUUAUAAAUUCUAUAACGUUUAUGUACAUUAAAACUUAAUAUAUAUUUUACGAAAUGUCUUUAUACAGUGUUCCUUUUAUAACAUUAAUAUGUGUAAUAUUUGAUAUAAGUUUAAAAUAUAAAUAUUAAAUAAAAUGUCAAUGGUUAA
This is a messenger RNA of Diuraphis noxia (Russian wheat aphid), 2264 nucleotides long. RefSeq names its product membrane bound O-acyltransferase domain containing farjavit (gene frj). The record is from RefSeq and is a predicted model, not a curated record. Gene Ontology annotation, biological process: phosphatidylinositol biosynthetic process; lipid modification. NCBI's taxonomy places the organism in Eukaryota, Metazoa, Arthropoda, Insecta, Hemiptera, Aphididae. Gene Ontology annotation, cellular component: membrane; mitochondria-associated endoplasmic reticulum membrane contact site. Gene Ontology annotation, molecular function: lysophospholipid acyltransferase activity.